AGUUCAAUCGAAUAUUUUGACCAAUUCUCAUAGGAGUACCAACCAUUCCCGACCGCUCCAGUGCAUUGCAAAAAUGGCGGCAGCGGUCAAAGGAGCCAAGUUCGGCACGUCGUGGUCGGCGAAGGAGGACAAGAAGCUGAGAAAGGCUGUGUUGGAACAAGGAAAGGGACACAAGGCAAACUGGAAGCUGGUGGCGGCACACGUGCCUGGGCGCACCCCCGGUGCGUGCCAAGGGCGAUGGAACACAGUGCUCGAUCCUUCGGUCGAUCGAUCACCAUGGACACCCGAGCUGGAUGCACAGCUCUUGCAACUGUAUAAGGAUCCUGUCUACAACUCGUGGAGCAAACGGGCAGCCAAGCUCGCGGAAGGAAAGGUGGGCCCGAACGGCGAAGUGAUGCGGCGAAGUGGAGCCGACACGUGCGAUCGGUACUUCAAGAUCACCAAGGCGAAGAAGGGUGACAAGGUCACGAGUGACGCAGAGGUAAAGUGGACGGACGAGACGGAAGACAUCCUGGAGACGCCGCCAACGAUUGGGCUGCCCGUGACACCUGCCGUGGUCACAACUCGCAACCAGAGGAACCGCAUCCGCCGGAACGAGCGCCGAAAACAAUUCGUCGCGGCCAAAGCCAACGCUGCAGAGUCCACCAGUAACGCCGACGAUGAAGAGAGUGCGCCUCCGGCCAAGGGGGGAAAGAAGCCUGCGAAGAAACCCACCACCGGGAAGCGGAAAGCACCGGUGGCAGCCAAACGUGCGUCGUCGACGCCAUUCAAAAAGCAAAGGCAGUAAAGCGUGCGUCAACAUAGCAAUGAUAUCGUUAUCAUUUGAGCAACCCGAACGCCAACGCCUCGACCAAAGUGUCCACUUGCCUAAUGUUGACAAGAGAUCGGUACUUAUCAACAACCUUCUUCCCUUCCGCGCAUGUCACUCUGGGAAUGACACAAGUCUCGACCCCGAUUUUGCUGGCGGCUGCGAGCCGAGGCUCGAGCAUCACGGCCGGACGAAGCAUGCCGGAGAGAGCGAGUUCGCCAAAGAAGACAGCGUUUGGGACCACUGGGCGCUUGGUGGCCGAGCUG
Messenger RNA from Aphanomyces invadans, 1074 nucleotides. RefSeq lists its product as hypothetical. Lineage: Eukaryota; Oomycota; Saprolegniomycetes; Saprolegniales; Verrucalvaceae. The record is from RefSeq and is a predicted model, not a curated record. The coding region runs from base 74 to 787 and encodes 237 amino acids. The transcript has a single exon.